AUGGGCUGCCAGAAUUACAUGAAGGGAGACCAGGAGAAGCCGGAGGAGUUAACGGGGGUUGGGAGGUUGAGGCUCCUCAAACCCCAGGUGGAGAGGCGUCGCAGGGAGAGGAUGAACCGCAGUCUGGAGAGUCUGAGAGCACUGCUGCUGCAGGGGCCACAGCACCAGGGCCUGCAGAGUCGCAGAGUGGAGAAAGCAGAGAUCCUGGAGCACACAGUCCACUUCCUGCAGAAGGCUGGGCACAAAGGGACAGAUGAAGGCUCGCAGCAGCAACACUUCCAGGACGGCUUCUCAGCCUGCCUGCAACGAGCCGCACGCUUCCUGCGGGACGACGGGGAAGGGAAGCAGGUGGAGAGAGCGCUGACUAUCACCCUCUCCCGUCACCUCACACCACCUGGCCAAACCUCCAGAACUCCCAUCACCACUCACUCUGUCUGCACUCAGUCCAAGACCCAGUCUGCCCAGCUGUUGAGACACAACUGGCACUGCAGACAGCAACUCUGCUCCUCCCUCAGGAACAACACCCACCCCAACAACAGAGUGCCACUGGCACACGGAGACCCCAAUCUUCCCCAGCGCCCCCACAGAGACGCUCAUGCACCCCCCACAAACAGCCAGUCAGUGUGGAGACCCUGGCCCUGA
Megalops cyprinoides (Indo-Pacific tarpon) is the source of this 642-nucleotide messenger RNA. Its product is annotated as transcription factor HES-7.1-B-like. Gene Ontology annotation, molecular function: RNA polymerase II cis-regulatory region sequence-specific DNA binding; DNA-binding transcription factor activity, RNA polymerase II-specific; protein dimerization activity. Gene Ontology annotation, cellular component: nucleus. The transcript has 3 exons. Lineage: Eukaryota; Metazoa; Chordata; Actinopteri; Elopiformes; Megalopidae. Gene Ontology annotation, biological process: regulation of neurogenesis; regulation of transcription by RNA polymerase II; anterior/posterior pattern specification. Bases 1 to 642 code for a protein of 213 amino acids. The record is from RefSeq and is a predicted model, not a curated record.